Messenger RNA from Neoarius graeffei (lesser salmon catfish), 5971 nucleotides. RefSeq names its product ANKH inorganic pyrophosphate transport regulator a (gene ankha). Lineage: Eukaryota; Metazoa; Chordata; Actinopteri; Siluriformes; Ariidae. Gene Ontology annotation, biological process: phosphate ion transmembrane transport. The transcript has 12 exons. Bases 350 to 1828 code for a protein of 492 amino acids. Gene Ontology annotation, molecular function: phosphate transmembrane transporter activity. Gene Ontology annotation, cellular component: membrane. The record is from RefSeq and is a predicted model, not a curated record.
CGGACACACUGUUACAGUGUAGCAAUGGUGCCCUGGAGAUAAGAGCAUGUGUGUGCUGUUACAAUUUGAACAGAUAAGCUGUCAGAUCUCGUUUUUUGUUGUGGACCGUUUUUGAUCCGUCACGUUCUUCAUGCGGCUGUCAUGAGAUUUGUUUAUUAUGAUGAUUUCCCACCGCUGUGAAGCAGCUUGUGGAUGAUGAUCUCUGGAAGGACGUUAUUUGUUAGUUAGCUAAGUGCUGAGUAUUAAACCCAGUUAUUAUAGAUAUAAAAGGUAGAACCUGGUACUUGCUGGUAUUUGAUUUUCGGAUUGACCCGAAUGUAAGUGGAUUUGUUUUUGUUAGGUUAGGAUCAUGGUAGAGCUGGCAUGCCUCACUUUUUAUUGGCCUCUCAUCCGAUUCUUGGUUCCUCUGGCUAUUACCAACAUAGCCAUCGAUUUUGGGGAACAGGCUCUGAACAGAGGUAUAGCUUCAGUAAAAGAGGACCGUGUGGAGAUGCUAGCCAGCUAUGGUUUGGCCUACUCACUUAUGAAGUUCUUCACUGGGCCCAUGAGUGACUUUAAGAGUGUUGGGCUGGUGCUGGUCCACAGCAAGAAGGACAGAAGAAAAGCAAUGCUAUGUAUGGUUGUGGCUGGUGUUAUAGCCAUGAUUCUUCAUAUUCUCAUAGCUUACACAGAUCUAGGAUAUUACAUCAUCAACAAACUCCACCAUGUGGACGAAUCUGUUGGCAACAAGACGCGAAAGGCAUUUCUUUACCUUGCAGUGUUCCCUUUGCUGGAUGCCAUGGCAUGGAUUCAUGCUGGCAUUCUUCUAAAGCAUAAAUACAGCCUUGUGGUGGGUUCUGCUUCCAUCUCUGAUGUUGUAACACAGAUCAUGUUUGUGGCAAUCCUGCUCCAUAGCAACCUGGAGUGUGUUGAACCAUUGCUCAUUCCAAUCCUGUCUUUGUACAUGGGUGCACUGGUGCGCUUUAGCAUUGUGGGACUGGGCUACUACUGCAACAUUCAUGACAACUUUCCUGACUCCAACAGCCAGGACAUGGGGGGAGAUACCACCUUCAGGAAGAUGUUGAGCUUCUGGUGGCCAUUGGCCCUCAUAUUGGCAACCCAGAGGAUUAGCAGGCCUAUUGUUAACCUUUUUGUGUCACGAGAUCUCGGAGGCAGCACUGCUUCCACAGAGGCUGUAGCAGUGCUCACAGCCGCCUACCCGGUGGGACACAUGCCCUAUGGUUGGCUAACUGAACUACGGGCUGUCUAUCCAGCCUUUGACAAGAAUAACUCGACCAACAAGUUUGGUGCUGAAGUGACAAAAUCCCAUAUCAAGAGGUUCACUUUAGUCUGCUUUACCUUCUCUGUAACGUUAUGCUUCAUGGUGUUCUGGACCCCUGGUGUGUCGGAGCUGAUCCUGGUGAACGUAAUUGGGGUGGAUGCAAAUUUUGCUCAGCUCUGCAUAGUUCCUCUUCGGAUAUUCUCCUUCUUCCCUUUUCCAGUGACCAUUCGAGCUCAUCUGACAGGCUGGUUGAUGACUCUGAAGAAGACGUUUGUGCUGGCCCCUAGCUCUGUGCUGAGGAUAGUUGUGCUCAUCACUAGUCUCAUAGUGCUUCCCUAUAUGGGGGUGCAUGGUGCCUCAUUAGGAGUGGGCUCACUACUGGCUGGCUUCCUCGGAGAAGCCAUGAUGGUGGCAGCGGGUGCAUGCUUUGUGUAUCGACAACAGAGAAAGAAUUUGGGCACAGAACAACCCAUACAGGGGGACAACUCUGCCCCAAUGAAUGAUUUCUCAUCUGCAACUGAGUUAGAGGACAUCCAAGAAGGACGGGAAGAGGGACAGGAGGUGUGAACUGGGUGAAAUGAAUGAAAAGCGAAACUUGAGGUGAAGCAAUGAUCCAAAGGAAAAACAGGGACUUUUGUUUAUUACUUAAAGGAAAAACUAACAAUGCAAACCCUUACUCCUGAAACCAAAUAACAGGGCUGCAACCUGUGAGUGAGGUUUUUCCUACUCAGGACAAGCCUGAACUGAUGUAUCUUUUACAGCACUUUCUGCAACUGACCAACCUUUUUGCACUGAAAGUCUUUCUGAGACUUCCUGCCCAUUUUAGCCAAUAACUAAAUGUUUGCUAAUACAGGAGUGGCCAGAAGAUGUUUUUGUUGUGUGCGUCACACCAACUUGUCAAACAUCACCCAAGUGCAUCUAAAUGCACAGAGAUACAGUCUGGCACGUAAACAGAUUUACUUAACUUUGACACAGUGAAUCAUGUCUUUUACAGUAUAGGCAUCAAAAUGCACAAUAUGUUAUUGCACAAUGUCUAUUAACGCACAAGAAACUGUUGAUGUAUUACAGUGAUAUCUAAAUUUUACAAAAUUUUUAAUUAUUCAGGGAAAUACACAAGGGAGAUUUUUUUUUUUAAUAUAAAUGAUAAACCUGUCCUAUCUAGUGUUCUGUCAUUAAAGGGAGGUUGCUUUUGAUUUGAUUUUAUAUAUAAUAUAUAUAUAUAUAUAUUUUUUUUAAAUGGCCAAAAACCUUCUGUGGUAAAGCUUUCUAACAUCGGCUUAGACAAAAAUCAAUGCAGGACCAUGGAAAUUACGAUUUUAAUCACUAAAAAUGUUUCUUUUUUUAUCUGAAACCUAUUUUAUUAAAGUUUUAAUUGUGUUUGAGUCUUUGUAAUAUGGAAAUGAUGCUUUUUAUGAAUUCUAGAAAUACCCAUAAAGCUCCAGUCAAGUAUUUCCAUUCCUUUGUGUCCUAAAAACCUCAUAAAACAGUACAAGGUACAAUGCACACGUACAUUUGGGAAGUGUAAACUUUUUAUUUCAGAUGUUAAAUGAAUAGAAGUAUUAUACUUUCAAGUCAUCAUGGAAUUUUCGUAAUGUUUUUAGUUGAGCAUUAUGAUUCAUUAUUACUGUUUUUUAAAAUACUUGCAAAGCAUUAUCAAAAAUGUUUCAGCCUAACUAUUAUGAAGAGUUAUUGGAUUAAGAAAUUUCAUCUGCCAACCAGUCUCAGCUCCUGGUAUGAUGGCGAAAUCUCAGACGUGAAGAUAUGUCAUGCAUUCAGAAUUUUGUUUAAUUCCAUUUAGUGUCAGGCAUAACUAUAGCUCAUGGCAACCUUUUAUACUUUUUUUUUUUUUUACAUUCAAAAUAUCCUUGGUUCAUUUGUUAUUCGAUCAACUUCAAGAAAUAACAUGGUAAAUUAAUUCCAAAUAUCUUAAAGGUGCCAUACAAUACUGAAAAGCAUUCAGUAUUUUAAAUGGCUCUCUGAUGUUGAAAUAGAAGGUACAUGACUUUGGUCAGGGUGAAAAAUGCCCAGAUGUGGUUUUACAUGCAUGUUUUACAAUGAACAAAGCUAUAUUCCCUAUUUUGGUGGACUUGUUAAUGUUGAUGAGCUCUGCUCUGAUUGGCUGGUUUGCAGCUGGUGUGUGUGUCAAUUGCUGGGUUUCACAUGUCGUCACAUCCACCUCAUUAGUUAUUCAAAACUUUAGCUGGUGUUCUACCAAAGCUCAGUUGACGAAGCGUUUGUACGGAGAAGGUGCAUUGCUCGCAUGAAAAAUGCCUUACGCUUGCGUUGUUUUAGGUUGUUCGAAUCAAUCAACCGUGAAACUGAUAAGUUUCUUCAGGGUUCCCCGUGAACUAAUAAAAAAGGGUGAACGAACACAGGAUUUCACAAAAAGACGUUGAGAAAGGUGGCUUUUGAACGUCUCACUGAAAUCGAAGGGAGCCGAGUUGAAGCACGCUCGAGUUUGCAGUGAUCACUUGGUGAAAGGUUUGUAUUUCCCUCUCAGCUGUCCUUAGUGUUUUCCAAGUACUUUUCUUGCUAUGUGUCAUUAUUUUAUGGUACUUUUUUUAGUCAUGAAGCGCUAAAGUCCCCAGCUGUUUCUUUGUUUACUCCUCACAAAGUCUGUAUGCAUGAAGGUGGCAACAAAAUUCUUACCCAGCUAUACAGUUACAAUGCGCCGUGAUCACUUCUCUGUCUUGUUUAACUAAGAUCCAGGUCUUUAAAGGGGUUUCUGAUGACCUUUGUGAAUGAUUUACCUGAGAGAUAAGAGCCAACACAAGUGAGAAUCAAGCCAACUGUUUGUUUACACUUCAACUUGCAGCGCUUCAUUGUAAAGACACAAACGAAAAGCUUAAAAAAAACCAUACACGGGCAAAAACAACACAGGAUUCAUUCAGUAGCGACUUGAUACCGAGGUCCUUUACCCAGCCACAUACAAAAAAGUUGUAAGCCUCCAUACUCUUCCACACUUUCAUCUGUUUUGCGGUGUAGAAGGACGUCUGCAACACCAGAUAGUUCGAGAUGUCGGGGGAAUUCGACUGAAGGGUAGCUUUCAAGAUCGUAUGACAAAUCCUUCUUUCCCAGACUGUAGGGGUCGAUUCCAUUGCACAUAGCAAUCUUCUGAAUAUAUCUAAAGCCAGCAGUGGCUUCUAGAUUACAAGUAUACUCUGAUAAGUUAUCGCUAGUUGUUUGCACUACGGCAGCCGUUUAGACCACCAGCUAUUUCACUUCCGGUAAAACUGCUAAGAAAAGUCACAUGACUGAAACCCAAGAAUAGGGCGUGAUCAUCCCUUCAAACUGUGUCCACAGGCUUCGGUGUGCUCUGGGAAACCAGUCUGGAAAUGUGACUAUCAGAAACUGGAUAAAAUCUUACAGCAUGUCUAGCUACUUGCCUCUACCUUUUGGUUUUCUGACUGAGAGUAGAGUUGCCAUGCUCGGUCAUUUAACCACAUCUCCCUGAAGCAGAAAGCAAUUGAAAAGUCCUUUGUCUUUCUUACCAGCAUUUUUCUAUUUGCUCGCAACCACUGGUGCUGGAAGCAGAAUUAAUAUUGCCUAGGCUAGAACAUUGGCUGGCGUAUGCAAUAUUCAUGCACCAAAAUUUGAUGAGGCUGGACUGUUGUGAAAUACUCUGGGAUUUUGGAAUUAGCCCGUUUUACUGCCCUCUUUUGCAUAUUUAUGAUUGGCAUUUGAAAGAGGAGAUGAGUGUUUGAGAAUCUCAGUAUGUAUUGAACUCCCCUUUCGGGAAAUCGGCUGGUAUAGUGUUUCGAGUGUCUUGGAGAGCUUGCCACAAGCAUCAUGCAAAUUUUGACGGGAUUGCUUGGUUUUGUCUCUGGAGGUUCCAGACAGCCUCAAAGGCAUUUUUAGCUAAGAAAAGUCAUGUAGUGCAUAUGAAAACCAAAAAAGUAAAAGUUUUGGAAGUGUUUCAAAAUGUUGCUGUUUAAAUACUGGCCUGCCUAUGCACAAAUAUCUAAGACAUGUUUUAAGUGUAGUUUCUAUCCUUUUACAUUACAGAUCAAGUUCAUGCAUAACUUCACAAAUGAAUAACGUGGCUGAAGCUUAACUUUUAAUCAGGACUUAGAUUUCUAAGGUCACCCUCCCUCAACUUUUAAUCACUUGCGUAUAUAUUUUCAGCUUUUUGCUGUCUAUAUCUUGAGCUGAAUUGUUACUCACAUGGUUGGGGUAAAACAGUUUGUAGUUGAACACUAGGGAAAUUCAGUAUUGACAGGAACCCAGUGCAUACUACUUAUUUUUGAUGCAUUUGUAUUGGGGGAAAAGUCAGUAAAGUGUACAUUUUAUUUAACUACCACCAUCAUGGUAGAGCAAGUUAGUAAAAUAUUUGUAAAUUGUAUACGGUUUGAUUUGUCAGUCAUUAAAUGCAUCUUUAAAUACAAAUCAACAAGCAUUCUUCGCUUUAAAGAGAACAUCUAUUUUGAACACACAGUCAAACAGUGGUGCCAGUUAUUUUUGAUCAGUCAUACAGAAGGUGAUUGCUCAUUUUAGCAUGUAAUAUCAAGGUGUGUGUGUGUGUGGGGGGGAAUAUAUAUGUUGCGGUCCUAUUUUUUAUAAUUCAUGCAAUACACUAUUCCAUCAAAAGUUGGGCCGGUUAGUAGUUGCAUGUUUUUUAUUUUGCAUCAUUUUGUAUGAACAAGUUAUGUUACUUGUUAACCUUGCAAUUAAAGUAACUAUGCUGUCUGUUUAGUCAAAUAAAAAUCUGCU